Messenger RNA from Penicillium diatomitis, 603 nucleotides. RefSeq lists its product as uncharacterized. The transcript is spliced from 3 exons. The coding region runs from base 1 to 603 and encodes 200 amino acids. Lineage: Eukaryota; Fungi; Ascomycota; Eurotiomycetes; Eurotiales; Aspergillaceae. The record is from RefSeq and is a predicted model, not a curated record.
AUGGUUCGCUCUAUCGUCCUCCUGUCGGCCGUCGCAGCCACUGCGCUCGCCCAGAACUCCACCUACAGCUACACCUUCCCCCAAGGCUUCAACCUCGGCGAGGUUGACGCAACCACAAAGAGCAACUGGUGCGAGGGUCAGCGCAACACAUGCCCUCUGAUCUGCGGUGGUGCCGCCAGCCAGAACACCUGUGACAGUAGCUCUUUGCAAUUCUCCUGUGUCUGUGUGGAUGGCAGCCACCCCAAUGUCACUGAAUACCAGACGACUAUUCCCUUCUAUGUCUGCAAUGCGAACAUUGGACAGUGUCUUUCCAACAACGCCGGACAGCUCGAUGCCCAAGAGGCUUGCAAGCAGAUCAAAUGCGGCAACAAGCAGGCCGGUGGCUCGUCCAGCUCCACCUCUUCGUCGGCCAGCAGCGAGAGCACCACUAUGGCGUCUUCCACCUCCAUGGCCGCAGCAUCUGCCACCGGCGCCAGCACGACUGCUUCUUCAUCUGCGGCGGCUGCGACCUCCAGUGGUGCCGCGUCCAUCGCCGGUCUGGAGGGCUACUCCACUGGCAUCAUGGCCGGUGCUAUGUUCUUUGCUGCUCGCCUGUUCCUGUAG